Messenger RNA from Colletotrichum higginsianum IMI 349063, 1416 nucleotides. RefSeq names its product Aminotransferase class-III. The transcript has a single exon. NCBI's taxonomy places the organism in Eukaryota, Fungi, Ascomycota, Sordariomycetes, Glomerellales, Glomerellaceae. The record is from RefSeq and is a predicted model, not a curated record. Gene Ontology annotation, cellular component: cytosol. Gene Ontology annotation, molecular function: pyridoxal phosphate binding; transaminase activity. Bases 1 to 1416 code for a protein of 471 amino acids.
AUGGCUCCCGCAAGAGACGACGAUCUCUUCACGCCGGCCGCGGCCUGCCAGAACCCCACAAGCCUCAAGCCCAACGGCGCGGAGGGUCGUUUGAUGCACCGCUCCUUGGUCCAGCACCCCUCAAUGGUUGAAUCCGCCAGCGGGGUCUAUUUGAACCUGGCCAACGGUCAGAAAGUCAUCGACGCCUGCGGCGGUGCCGCCGUUGCCAUCAUCGGCCACGGCAACGAAGAAGUCAUCCAAGCCAUCACCGACCAGGCCCGGAAAGUGAGCUACGUCCACACACAAGCAUACACCACCGAGCCGGCCGAGGAGCUCGCCAACGUCAUCCUCGACGGCAACCCUCACGGGCUCGAGAAGGCCUUCUUCGUCUGCAGCGGAAGCGAGGCCGUCGAGUCGGCGUUGAAGCUGGCCCGCCAGUACCACUACGAAAAGGGGCAGCCGCAGAGACUGCACCUCAUCGGCAGGCGGCAGGCUUACCACGGCAACACCAUGGCGACGAUGUCCAUCUCCACCGUCGCGGCGCGGAAGGUCCCUUACCACGGCUUCGGCUACCCCCACGUCUCGUUCGUCUCGCCGGCGUACGCGUACCAGUACCAACGCAAGGACGAGUCCGAGGACGAGUUCACAGCCCGGCUCCUGGCAGAAAUCGAGGCGGAAUUCCAGCGCGUCGGGCCGGGUAACGUCAUCGCUUUUGUGGCCGAGACCAUGGUCGGGGCCACCGCGGGAUGCGUGGCGCCCCCUGUCGGCUAUCUCGCGGGUGUCCGACAGAUCUGCGACAAGCACGGCGCCCUCCUCAUCCUCGACGAGGUCAUGUGCGGCACCGGACGCACGGGGACGUUCUUCGCCUUCGAGCAAGAGGGGGUUGUCCCUGACAUCGUCACCGUCGCCAAGGGGCUGGGGGGAGGCUACGGUCCCAUCGCCGGUGUUUUGAUGCACGAAAAGGUGGUCGCCGCCCUGAGGCAGGGCUCCAACGCCUUCAACCACGGACACACAUACCAGGCGCACCCCAUCGCCUGCGCCGCGGCUUUGGCCGUCCAGAAGAUCCUGAGGCGAGAUGGCCUGGUGGCUCGCUGCGCUCAACUGGGCAACAAACUGGAGGCUCUGUUGCGCGCUGAGUUGAUCAACUGCCGAUCGGUUGGCGAUAUCAGGGGCCGGGGGUUGUUCUGGGGAGUGGAGUUCGUCAAGGACCGAGACACCAAAGAGACUUUCGAUCCCAAGACGAGGUUUGGGAUCCGUGUUCAAGAGCGGGCCUUUGAGAAGGGCGUGGCGUUGUAUCCUGGUGCCGGCACGGUUGACGGCUCGAGGGGGGACCACGUCUUGCUCGCGCCCCCAUACACGACCACAGAAGAGCAGCUACUAGUCGUAUGUCGAGUCUUCAGGGAAGCAGUUGAAGAAAUUGAGGCGGAAACAUUGUAA